AGGUCCGCUGUUAGUACUGCUAUUCCGUCAUUACGGCGAGCGGAGAUGCUGCAAGGGGUAGGCCGAUGGGCCGAUGCCCCAGGGGCGGUAUGGAGCGUCUCGGACCACCCAAACCAUAUCGGACCAGACUACUAGGCAUUCAGCACUAACACCACAACGCAAACAUGGCCAUGGCCACCGUGGUCUUGCUCGGCACGUUCGACACCAAACUCGAUGAGCUGCUGUUCCUGCGCGAGCAGAUCCUCGCGACGCCUGGCGUCUCAGUCACCGUGAUCGACGCCGGCCGACACAAUGUUCAGCACGACGCCAUCACGAUCAGCCAAGCCGACCUCGUAGCACAGCACGGGGACGGCGGGCACACGCAACCAACAGACCUUGCGCGCGGGCAACUGAUCGCGUUCAUGGCGGGGUGCGCGACGCGGGCCGUCGCAGCGCUGCACGGCGCCGGGGCGGUGCACGGCAUGGUGUCGGCGGGCGGGUCGGGGGCGACGGCGCUGGCGACGCCCGCGAUGCGCGCCGCGCUGCCCAUCGGCUGCCCCAAGCUGAUGGUGUCGACGGUCGCGAGCGGCGACACGGCGCCCUACGUCGGCGAGACGGACCUGACCAUGAUGUACUCGGUCGUCGACGUCGCCGGGCUCAACGGCGUGCUGCGCGACAUCCUCAGCAACGCCGCUGCUGCUAUUGCUGCUACUGCGCUGGGAUACGCUGCGCGUUGCCGGCAGAAAGCCCAAGCGGCUGCUGCUGCUGCUGCGGCGGCGGCGGCGGCGGCGACGGGGCAGAAAAGAAAGCAGCAGCGGGUGGGCAUCACCAUGUUCGGCGUGACGACGCCGGGCGCCGACGCGAUCCGGCGGCAUUUGACGGCGCGCUACGGGGUCGAGACGCUAGUGUUCCACGCGACGGGGGCAGGGGGGCGGGCGAUGGAGCGGCUGGUGCGGGAGGGGGCGCUGGACGCGGUGGCGGACCUGACGACGACGGAGCUGUGUGACCACGUGGCGGGCGGAGUGAUGAGCGCGGGGCCGGACCGGCUGUCGGCAGCGGCUGAGGCGGGGAUCCCGUGCCUGGUGUCGCUCGGCGCGACCGACAUGGCCAACUUCGGGCCGCGCGCGACGGUGCCCGAGCGGUACGGCGGGCGGCGGCUGCACGAGCACAACGCGGCCGUGACGCUGAUGCGCACGUCGCGCGACGAGGCGAGGCGCGUCGGCGACAUGGUGUGCGAGAAGCUGCGGCGCGCCAGGGACCCGCGCAUGGUGCAGGUCUGGAUCCCGCGGGGCGGCGUCAGCAUGAUCUCGACCCCGGGCGGCCCGUUCGAGGACAAGGAGGCCGACGCGGCGCUGUUCGAGGCCGUCGGGCAGGGGCUCGCGGGCAGCGGCGUCGAGGUUGUGCAGGACCAAAGGGACGUCAACGACGCCGGCUUUGCGCUAGACAUGGCUGAGGCGCUGGCAAAGCUGAUGGGCCUGCACACGGAAGACGUGAAGUAG
Lasiosphaeria miniovina is the source of this 1478-nucleotide messenger RNA. RefSeq lists its product as uncharacterized. NCBI's taxonomy places the organism in Eukaryota, Fungi, Ascomycota, Sordariomycetes, Sordariales, Lasiosphaeriaceae. The record is from RefSeq and is a predicted model, not a curated record. The transcript has a single exon. The coding region runs from base 165 to 1478 and encodes 437 amino acids.